CGUUUUUCAGUCUCGUGGGUUGCCCCUGAUGAUUUGCUUUCAGUCUCGUGGGUUGGGAAGCUCCUUGAUUGCUUCCUGUGUUGCCAAGAGGAAUUCAGAGCCAUUGUCCGUGCCCAGAAGACACAGGUGUUGAGACCUCCCUUGGAUCGCAUGGUGUCUGAUUACUUUGACUGCAGUGUUAAGGCUUUGGAUGUUUGUAACGCUAUUCGUGAUGGGAUUGAGCAGAUUCGCCAAUGGCAGAAGCUUUUGGAGAUUGUUGUCUAUGCAUUGGGGAAUCAGAGGAGCAUUGGCGAGGGCCAAUUUCGAAGAGCUAGGAAGGCCCUCGCUGAUUUGGCAAUUGGGAUGCUUGAUGAUAAGGACUCCAAUGCCUCAAUUGCAAAUAGAAAUCGGUCCUUUGGCCGCAACACUGGUUGUAAAGAUCAUCAUCAUAGCCAUAGUCAUGGUUACAGUCAUAGUAGCGGUAGUGGCUAUCAUCAUCGGUCUUUAGGGCAUUUUUGA
Vigna radiata var. radiata (mung bean) is the source of this 498-nucleotide messenger RNA. RefSeq lists its product as uncharacterized. The transcript has a single exon. NCBI's taxonomy places the organism in Eukaryota, Viridiplantae, Streptophyta, Magnoliopsida, Fabales, Fabaceae. The record is from RefSeq and is a predicted model, not a curated record. The annotation marks the transcript as partial.